UCUCUCUCUCCAGUUGUUUUUUGCCACUGAGACUUUGUUUUAUCCACCGACGUCAUUCAUACGGUCUGGACGCCGAGGCGCGAGGCUGCCCUCUCCUCGUCGCUAAUUGUGUUUCCUACCGACUGACAACUUGUUUGUCUGUUAGCGCAUUGGCUGCCCAUGGGCGCUGCUGCCGUACACACACUCUGCUCUGCCUCUCCGCCGGCUGGGCUGUCCGGUGCGCCUCUGCGGUCGGGUUCGGGACGGUAUCGGGCUCCGCUUUUAUGAAUGAAUAACGAGUCGGGGAAAUGCGAGUGACUGCGAAACUCCCCAGCAGCCGUGCUCCCGGGGGGCCAGCCACCGAUGAGAGGGAUUAACGACGGAGCGGAGCCGCGGCUCAUUGCGGAAAAGCCGAGUCUGACUGCUGCAGACUGGCGUGGAAACGCACCGUGAGGGAAACGGGCUCCAUAGCGUACAGCAGCGGAACAAAACCGCGGUGACCACAAUGUCCAUUCACAUCGUGGCUCUGGGCAGCGAGUGCCCCGGAGGAGUCGGGCCCGGGGAGGAGAUCAUGGGGCAGGGGCAGCUGCAGGGAGGCCUGCUGUGGAGCUACCUGGGUCACGGAGCACUGGUGGGACCCUGCGACCUGGAGAGCAGCAUCCACAACCCGGCCUUCAUGGAGUACACCUCACGUGUGUUUGGAGAUGUCACUGUGGUGGUUCGGGAUUGCCCCAGCUGGGACUUGUUGGACAGCGAUUGGGCCAGCGUACGCAAAGUUCUUGAGCAGGCAGACAUCCUGGUCAUUAAAUAUUCAGUCACUGACAAGCUGGCCUUCCAGCAAGUCAGGAAUGGCUACGCCCCGAGACUCCGCCCGCUCCUGAGGCACUGGGGUGUGCCUGUCAUCCUGGUCGCUGUUGGAGCACGGCUGAACGAUGAAGGCCCUCCCUGUACGUGCCCGCUUUGUGCGUCCGACUGGAGUAGCUGUGUGCCUCACAGUGAAGGUCUGCAGCUGUCCCGGGACCUGGGGGCGACCUACCUGGAGCUGCCCUCUCUCAACCAUGUCUUUGUGGGUCGCUACUUUGGCAGCGUGCUGGAGUACUUCAUGAUUCAGUGUCUGAAACACAAAGCCAAAGAGCGGCCCGAGAAGAGGCGAGGAAAUAAAGUGAACGAGCUUCGUCCCCCUCACUUGGAACAACCAGCACGCCUCCCCCCCAUCCGAGUAGAGGAGUCCAGCUUCUCCCAGGACAUGCAGUGGUUGCUGGAGCGUGGCGUGCAGUUCGCCGAUGUGGCUUUCUAUGCCGGGGACUCUGGGAAAGAGCUGGGGUGGGCGCACGCAGCCGUGCUGUGUGCUGUCAGUCCAUACUUCAGACAGCUGCUCCUGGGACCUAAGACCAGGGAACGUCCACAGUCACGGUGCGUUUGCAGAGAGCGGGAUGGAGGCCCACACUCGCUGCUCUCCACCUGGGACGGGGGGAUUAUUGAUGACAUGCCACGAUCAGAGGGGCACCUGACAGGACGCCUCUCUCGUCUGGUGGUGAAGGAUCCCCUCCUGUGUAUGUGCUUGUGGGAGACUCUCAUGUUCAUUUACAGAGGAGCGUGGGAGUGGGAGCACCUUCAGGAGGCCCUGGAAGAGAAGCUGAAGAAUUCACUAGCUGUGGCUCAGCUUAUGGAGCGCAUACGAUCCCUCAUCGGCAGAGACCGGGGCCCCAGGGACACCCCGAGUGCCCGGGCAGCUCAGCUCGGCCCCCAGACUCUUGUCAACCUCUUCAAUUCUCCCCUUUACUCUGAUGUCAUCUUCAUGGUGCAAGGGAGUGUAUUGCCAGCCCACCGAGCAGUACUGGUGGCACGCUGUGACGUCAUGGCGGCCAUGUUCAGUGGGAAGUAUGCAGAGGCCCGGAGCCGAGUUGUGCCAAUCCACGGUGUCUCCUCAGAUACCUUCCUGUCUUUCCUGGAGUACCUCUACACUGACUCCUGCUGUCCUGCCAGUGUGCUGCAGGCCAUGGCCGUGCUGGUCUGCGCUGAGAUGUACCAGGUGAAACGUCUGCAGCAUCUCUGCGAAGUGUGUGUGUGCGCUUACCUUCAGAGCAUGCCCAGUAGAGAGCUGUCAUCAACAGGUAUCAGCGUGAUCCGACUACUCCGCCGAGCAAAGUGCCACAACGCAGAGCAGCUGUAUGUCUGGCUCCUCCACUUUAUCGCCAACAACUACCUGAUCUUCAGUCACAAACCUGACUUCCUGGAGCUCUCAGAGGAGGAGCGUGAGCAGGUGGAUAGGCUACGUUGGCCGUCCAGAGGCUACCUGCAGGAGCUCAGCGAGUACCAGCAGCGGCGACGCAAACUACGCAAGUCCCGCUGCAUAGUCAUGUGACCCCCACCUGGAUGCCUAAAGCCUGUGGGAAACAGGGGAGGGAGCAGAUGAGGGAGGAAAUAACGACGAAGAGUGAGACUAGUCAUCAACACGUGGAGAAAAACAAGCUGAAGAAAUAGUUUGUUCUGUUGGAUGAUAGGCUGAAUCUGAGGGACACUGCUGCUGAAGUCACAAGACUCCUUAACCAAUGGGACAGCGUCUCUAGCAGUGACAUACACCGCGGUGACGCGCCUCUCUACCCCUGGAGGAAUGACUGUGCACCCUUUGCGUAAUGAUUACUCCAUCAUGGGCAAUACAAAAUGACUUGAAUGAAUUUAAAAUGACCAUCUGGCCACUGACCAGGAGCUCUGUGAAAGAUUAUAUUUAUAUUGGCUGACGCAAAAUGGUGGAUUUUGACGAUGAACAGUGACACAAAAUGGCUCCAUUACGAGUGCAUAUAUAUCAAAUGAUCACACAUCUGUUGGAAAACAGGCCGGGAUCAUGUGCAGACUGUUUCAAGCUGCAGUAAUGUGACUUCAGUUUGAAUAAAAAGGAAGGAAACUGUGCUGAAGUGUUUUCUUCUGUAAUCGACACCUGAGGAUGUCUGAGUAUAUUCUGGAUACAGGACCGCUCCAUCUUAAAUUAAGCCUUGGCCACUGAUGCAUCUGUCUUGUUGGAUCUAAAAAUUGUGAGCAUGUGCUCAUGCAGCAUUGCCUCAGCUGAAAUAACUCUCUAGCCUCUAACUUCUUUGCGGCUCGAUCAGUAUUUCAGCCGAGUGGUGACCUACAUUAUCACCGAGAGCCGAGUGGUAAUGUUGCUGGUAGCACAGUCAUGCUCGUUUUCAUCUGUAGUCUGUCAGAAACCUGGUUUAACACACGAGCAGAGCCAAUUUAAUUCCACUUUUCUCAUUAGAUUCUUUCAGAUCUAUGAUGCAACGUGAGCGUGUGUGUCUCACUGUCAGACUGAUUUUAUUAUCGCGUGAGAUGGAAUACAUUUUGGUCGUUGUCUGUGUCAAAAGAGGCCGCCUCACUUUCAUUCAGAAAUGGCUCAAAAUUAAAUCGUCAAAUUAAACUACACAUUACCUGUAUCAAAAAUCCAGUGCUCUGUGCACCAAAUCCAGAAUAAUAACCAAUGUGUUUUAAAAAAAAUCAUUUAAAGCCUGUGAGCUGGACUUUUACAUCAUUUCCUUUGCAGGUUAAUAUGAAACAGUGUUGAAACUAUUCCUUAUCUAUUUGCAAUAACAAAUAUUACUGGUCUGUCUCUGUCCGUCACAUGAAAGGCAGAAGCCUUUUGUAGCAUUUACAUGUACAGACGUGAUAUACAGUUUUAGGAACAACAACCAUAUCAUGAACAUGAGUUGGUACACUAAACACUGCAAUGCAAUGCCUCUGGGUGGAUACACGGUAUUUAUUUGAUCCUAUUUUUUUAAUUUGGAGAGGGUGUUUUUAAUCAUAAUAAGAUUAUGAUUUAUUGGUGCUGCAAUUAUUUUUGUAAACUGUACUGUAAGUGGACAUGAUUAUGACAUUUUUUUUUUUUUUUUACAUUCAAAGUCGAGACAACUGGGUCACACUAUUUUACAGUCUGCUGUUUCACUGGUAUUUACUUAAAAGGUGUGUGAUGUACGAAAAACAAACAAGGCAGACAGAGCGACUUAUGUUGUCAGAUAAACAGUCAACAAUUUGAAAGCGAAAAAGAUCAAUGGUGACAUAUUGCAGCUAUUUUUUAUUCAGUGUGACAGCGUCAGUCAAACAGUCAACACACAAUAUGUAACUGUACUGGUAUCCAGCUCUUUCAGUACUUCAGCAGCAGGUUGUGUGUAUAGUACAAGAAAGCUACCGCUGUGAGACUGUGACAGUGAUCAGGUGAUUAUCAGCUGGUACCUUUAACCACUGUGGUGUAUAUUUAACCUGCUGCUGCACCACAUCAGUCAAAGUGUGUGUCUAUGGGAACCCUUCUCAUAAAUCCUGAUCUGCUCUUUAAAAGAAAAUGAGUAAAUAGCAGUUGAAAACCUAGACUGUAAAACAAAGUGUACUCCAGCGCUGCAUCCACACCCAGUGUGUGUGGAGACACACAUGUGGCUCCACUGGGCCGGUGUUGUACAGACUGUAGAUAACAUGACGUCUGACUUUAAAUAAAGACAUGUUUUAGACUGAACACACCACAGAGUG
This is a messenger RNA of Epinephelus lanceolatus (giant grouper), 4491 nucleotides long. It is a transcript of the gene rhobtb3, whose product is annotated as Rho related BTB domain containing 3. NCBI's taxonomy places the organism in Eukaryota, Metazoa, Chordata, Actinopteri, Perciformes, Serranidae. The record is from RefSeq and is a predicted model, not a curated record. Gene Ontology annotation, molecular function: protein binding.